CAAUCAGCACAAGUCAUUUAUACUCAGCAUAGUCUGUCUUUUAACCCAGGGGGGAUACUUUCUCAAGUUUUCAACCUUUUUUUUUUAUCAAUAUUAAUCUUUUAUGUAUGUAAUAGUUGUUGGAAAAAAAUGAAUUACACUUGUCAGGUACAUUUAUGAAUAGAUACUUUAUUUAUCCCCAAACCUUAAAACUACUCCAAAAGCAAUACUCCUCAACAAAGCAUUUCUGUGCCCUCAACCUUAAACAGCAGUUCCGUACAUCAUUAUCUUGUAGCACUCACUCCCAUUAUGAUUGAGAGUCAUCUCCAGACUCCAGGCCCAGUCAAGUUUGCCUACUAUAAAUCAUGCACUGCUGAUUUUUUUCAUAUGGUUUUAUGCAAUACUCUGUAUAUUAUGCUGCACUCUACACCUGGGGUGUCCAACAUAUGACUCAGGGGCCAAAACUGGCCAGCUAGAGGGUCCAGUCAGAAUUACAUCGAAGACAUUAACUUUUUCAAUGAAAGUAACUGCUCUUCUCAUUUUGUUUGCUCUGUUUCAGUAGGAUUUACAGAUAUCACAACGCUGUUUAUGUUUACUAUUGUUCGACUCUUGUGUAUUAUUAUUCAUAAUAAAUGAAUUACCAAAAAAUGUUGUAAUUAUGAAUUUGUAUCUAUUUACUGUCCUGCUCGUUAUGGUUUUCUUUGUAGUAGAUUCAUAUUAAUGCGCCUCCUCCCAACACUAGUGCUGCGCACAUACAAUCGUGAUUACGGUACUGCAGCGUCGUUGCCAUGACAACUCGGAUACGUUCGUCUUCUCCGUAUCCGAAAAACAAACCGAACAGAGAAGUACAACGUGAGACCGCUUUCCAUAAAAAUGACAAAUACAACUACCGUGACGGCACAAAAGUCUGUCCUCUGAAGCUGCUGCAACUACUCUGGGACUUUGAGUGCAGGCGGUGAAUACAGGCAGCGUUAACGAUGGAAGCUCCGCCGGAAGACCAGAGCCCUGUCGGUGUCACAGCGGAGACUGAAGGGCGCAACCAUGGACAGGAGCUGAAAGCCUCCGACGAAGCCAUCGCAUUCAUGUCCAGCAUUGAGCCCGCAGAGCUGGUGAAGUGUUUGUUUCCAGACACUCUGGUGACUGUGUCAGAGGGCGGCAGAGACCUGGGGAAGUUCAGUGUGACGCUGGAGUUUGCUCAUAGAGUACAGCAGCCCUGUUUGCUGCUGCACGCUCAAAGCCAUGGGUCCAUUGAUGACUUUCCCUGUGGAACAACGGUGACAGCCUAUCUAACUACGGACCUGGAGGUGCUGGAGGAAGAUUACCACGAGUAUGUCAAGCUUCAGGGCCAAAGUUUGGACAGGAGGUGUCACAUGGUGCAGCAUGAUGGACAGAUGAUGAUCAGUAAAGUUACCACUGUGGGAGAAGAGUCGACCAAGGAAAACGUUACCUACCCCAUGUGCGUCCUAAGAGGCCUGGUAACUGAGGGUUCCAGUUUGCUGCUGAUGCGUCUCAUUGCUCUGAGGAAGAAGGUGCCAGAACACAUGACCUUUGUCUCCUUGGACCAGCGACUGCACGUCAUCCACAGCACCAUUAGUGGGCUGGGUCUGAAGCAGAUGGAGGUCGGGAGUGAGAUCCUAGAGGUAUUUGGGGUGGAGAGGAUUAUUCACUGUGUGGAAGACAGCCCAACUACCUGGCACUGCUACUUCCUGGAUGAUGGGCACCUGGUCAGCAGGGUGCAGGUGGGAUCACCAGUGACUAUGAGGCUUCUACAGCUGCCAUCGAAGAUAGGAAAAGGUUUUCAGAAGAUCCCUCUCGUGUGGGAAGAAGACAUGCAGAUGCGUUCUGAGUUCCUGGAUCGAAAGGAGGAGCUGAAGGCACACCACACCUCAUACCUGAGACGGCAUCCUGAGAUCCGAGCUCUCAUCUCUGACUUCCUACAGUUCUUGUUGUUGAGGAAACCAGAUGAUGUUUUCCAGUUUGCUAGAGAAUACUUCCUCCCUUUUGCCUCUCACAGUCCUCCAGAAAAUAAUGCUCAGUCACCCUGAAACCACACCCGAGAGCACAUCUUACACACCUCAAGAACUCUUUUUUACAACUUCCUGUUAACUUAUCUUUUCUUCGAUGAUCGAUGAGUAAUGAUGUAAAAAUAAGAGGUAGAAGUGUGAAGAAGUAGAGUUCAAAUCUGAGACUGUGUGGUAUUUACAAAAAAAAAAGUUUUAAAUAAAGCGGCUUGCUUCAAACGCAGUGUUUGUAAAUUGCU
Mugil cephalus (flathead mullet) is the source of this 2239-nucleotide messenger RNA. RefSeq names its product ciliogenesis-associated TTC17-interacting protein-like. The record is from RefSeq and is a predicted model, not a curated record. Bases 957 to 2024 code for a protein of 355 amino acids. The transcript has 9 exons. NCBI's taxonomy places the organism in Eukaryota, Metazoa, Chordata, Actinopteri, Mugiliformes, Mugilidae. Gene Ontology annotation, biological process: actin filament polymerization; cilium organization.